This is a messenger RNA of Lathyrus sativus (Indian pea), 300 nucleotides long. The record is from the annotation of a GenBank genome assembly. Lineage: Eukaryota; Viridiplantae; Streptophyta; Magnoliopsida; Fabales; Fabaceae.
AUGGGCAGAACAAACAUGUUGAUGCAUAUCCGGAGAAAUGCUAAGGAAGCGGAGAGUACUGCCGGGCUCUGCAAAUUGGUCUUAGGAAGGGAAGCUGGGUCGCAACACCGGGUUGAUCAAAAAACAAAGAGUAGUAGUAUAGGGAAGAAGGCAGCAGUGGAUUCAUCGUCGUCAUAUUCAUGCUGCUGGGUUCCGCACCCGAGGACUGGAAUUUACUUCCCUGUUGGCCAUGACUGGGUAAUGGAAGAUGUUCCUGAAGGCGCUGCCACGUUCUCUGAGACCUGUUUCUUCAGAAAUUAA